AUGCAGAGCGGGGUACAAGGGCCAGCAGGCCAUAUUCCUCCUUGCAGUGUGGCUGUCUAUGAACCCGUGAGAGAGGCCAGGCUGUGCGGAAAGACCACAAGCUCCCCGAAGACAGACAGUGGCAGAGGCACAUCACUCUCUGCUACCCCUUUGACCCUUACCACGCCCAGCACAACCACAGCCUCCAGGUCAACGGUGACCCCGAUCCCCAUUUUACCAGAGCAGGGCAUUCCCCUCUUCCCCUACGGGACAAGCCCUGAAGUUGGAGACCACCAGUUGUUUGCCAGGACUGUGGAUUUUACCUCACCCCUCUUCAAGAUCCAGAUUGGCUUCCCACUUGGCUCCUCUCUUCGGGAUUCCUUCUACUUCACAGAUAACGGCCAGAUCAUUUUCCCAGAGUCAGACUACAGCAUCUUCUCCUACCCCAACCCACCUCAAAGAGGCUUCACAGGAAGGGAAGGUGUGGCCAUGGUGGCCCCAUUCUGGGAUGAUGCUGACUUCUCUAGCUCCAGGGGAACCAUAUUCUACCAGGAAUACAACACACUUCAUGAUGAAAACAACGGGCUCAUCCGGAAGGUGGAGACUUUGAUUCGUGAGUUCACAAGUGAUUGGAGCUACAAAGCCAAGUGGACCUUGAAAGUCACCUGGUUCAACGUUCCUGCCUAUCCUGCCCAGUGGAACUAUGGGACCAACACCUACCAAGCCAUCCUCUCCACAGAUGGAAGCAGUUCCUAUGCCCUGUUUCUCUACCAGAGUGGUGGGAUGCGCUGGGAUGUGGCCCAGGGUCUGAGCAACAGAGUCGUCAUGGGCUUCUCCAGUGGAGAUGGGUAUUUUGAAAACAGCCCGCUGACAUUCCGGCCAGCAAUGGAGAAGUACCGUCCAGAUCGAUUCCUGAAUUCCAAAUUAGGCAUCCGGGGGCUGCAGGUCUACAGACUACACAAGGAGGUGAGGCCCAACUACCGGCUCAAGUGCCUGUGGUGGCUGGACAGCCAGCCUCAGUGGUCAGGCUGGAGCUGGGGCCGGAGCCAGCUUUCCUGCCCUUGCUCCUGGCAGCAGGGACGACGGGACUUGCGAUUCUGGCGCAUGAACACAGGCUGGCGGUACGGCAGUGACAGGCAACUGUGCAGCUUCUCCUCUGGGCAAGGGGGCGUGUGCUGCAGCUAUGGCCGCUGGGGAGAGUUUCGGGAAGGCUGGAGAAUGCACAGUCCUUGGCAGUUUGAGCAGGAGCGGGAGGCACAGAAGUGGUGCUGCCAAUGGAACGACAAGCCCGCCUUCUGUGCCCUGUACCGUCGCGUACGGCCCCGCCUUAGCUGUGCUGCGUACAGACCCCCGCGACCCGCUUGGACAUUUGGUGAUCCCCACAUCACCACUUUGGAUAAUGUCACUUACACCUUCAAUGGGCUAGGGGACUUUCUGCUGGUCCAGGCCCAGGACACAAAUUCCUCCUUCCGGCUGGAGGGCCGCACUGCCCAGACAGGCUCUGCUAAGGCCACUAACUUCAUUGCCUUUGCGGCUCAGUACAACACCAGCAGCCUGGCUUCCCCAAUCACAGUUCAGUGGUUCCUAGAACCCAAUGACACAGUUCGAGUUCUACACAAUAACCAGACCGUGACCUUUAACACCAGCUACACGGAUGAAGACUUGCCAAUGUUCAAUACCACUGGCGUCCUCCUGACCCAAAGUGGCUCCCAGGUUUCAGCCAGCUUUGACGGAACAGUGACCAUCUCCGUGAUUGCUCUCUCCAACAUCCUCCAUGCUUCCUCCAGCCUCCCAGAGGAGUACCGCAACCACACGCAGGGACUCCUGGGCGUCUGGAAUGACAAUCUGGAAGAUGACUUCAGGAUGCCCAAUGGCUCCACCAUCCCUGCCCACAGCUCUGAGGAGACCAUUUUUCACUACGGAAUGACAUGGCAAAUCAAUGGGACAGGCCUGCUUGGGGUGAGAACAGACUCUCUGCCUUCCAACUUCACCCCCGUCUUCUUGUCCCAACUGUUGAACACCUCAAAUGAAGACGUGACCUCUGGGUGCCACGGAGACCCACAGUGCAAGUUUGACGCCCUGGCCACAGGAAACGCAGCCAUCGGACAAAAUACCAACAUGAUAUUUGAAGCAUUCCAGCACGUGAAUGGCACCCUCAAUCAGUACCCGCCCUCUAUUCACUGCCCCCGCGAGAUUCAAGCCUACAAGGAGCGGACGAAGAUCAUUAAGAUCACCAGCGACUCUAAGGAUGUCACAUUCAGCCUCACCAAUGAGUGUAGUGGCUUUAAACUCUCUGAUAAUGGGAGUUUGCUGUGGACGCCAGCACUUCCAGAAGCAUGUACCCUGGAGAUUCUAGCAAGGGAUGCUAGGACUCACUUGUCGUCCAUAUUCCAGCCCAAGACUGUGGCUUGCUUCUGCAAUAUGGAGAGCCAGUGUUUGUACAAUGAGACCAGCAGGGAGGGCAAUUCUUCCCUUGAGGUGACCAACUGUAAGUGCGACGAGGGCUCCUUUGGCCGCUUCUGUGAACGCUCCAAGAACCUCUGUGAGGUUCCAUGCUUCCCAAAGGUGGCCUGCAUUCCUGGGAAGGGCUGUGAGGCCUGCCCUCCGAACAUGACUGGAGAUGGGCGGCAUUGUGCAGCUCUCGAAGACUCUUUAGUCUGCCAGAACCAUUUCUGCCCUACGGAUUACUGCUAUAACCACGGCCACUGCUACAUCUCUGAGGCUCCAGGCUGCCAGCCCACUUGCACCUGCCCCCCAGCCUUCAUUGAUUCCCGCUGCUUCCUGGCUGGGAACGACUUCACUCCCACCAUCUCUAAAGAGCUUCCCUUGAGGACCAUUGUGCUCUCGCUCAGGGAAAAUGAAAAUGCCUCCCAGGCUGACGUCAAUGCCUCGGUGGCAUACAGGCUAGGGACCCUGGACGUGCGGGCUUUUCUCUGGAACAGCCAAGUGGAGCUGACACGGAUCUCUCCCUCAGCACAGCCCUCUGACAAGUCCAUUCAACACUGGCGGGUCGUCUCCCACUUCCAGUACCGUCCCAGGGGGCCUGUCAUCGAUUUCCUGAACAACCAGCUGAUAGACGCUGUGGUGGAGGUCUUCCUCCUCCAGCCUCGGAGUGGGCGGUCAAAGAGGAGCAACGGUGAAGCCAGGAGGAACGUCACCUUCUUCCCCAUCUCCAGGGCAGACAUCCACGAUGUGACGGCCCUGAACCUGAGUAUGCUGAGCUAUUACUUCCUGUGUGACGGCUACGAGGGCUACGAACUGGUCUACAGCCCCCAGAACGGUGUCACCUGUGUGUCCCCAUGUAGUAAGGGCUACUGUCACAAUGGAGGCCAAUGCCAGCACCUACCAAAUGGGCCUCAAUGCAGCUGUGCGUCCUUCACCAUCUAUACAUCCUGGGGCGAACACUGUGAGCACCUAAGUGUGAAACUUGGAGCCUUCUUCGGGAUCCUCUUCGGAGCCUUGGGAGCCCUCCUGCUGCUGGGGAUCUUGGCAUUUGCAGCCUUUCACUUCUGUGGCUCCUCCAUGUACAAGUUCUCCUACCCUUUGGCCUCAGAAUUGUGAAGCCUGGCUCCAGAUGAUACCUCAGGACCCACCCGUCGCUCCUCCUCUGAUCUAGGGAGACUGGAAAGAGGCUACUGAACAAAGAGGACUUGCAAUUCUUCAAGAAUGAAUAAAGAAAUGAAGUCAGAAUAUAUAUACCCUGGCAGUAGACCAGAGGCGCAGGAAAAGGCCAUGAUGACCAAAUACAGCGAUGGGUGGGUUUUCACAAAGACAUAUCUGAAAGAAGGACAUUGCCAUAUGUGAGUACAUACACAAACACACACACAUACACACAAACACACACACACAGAGUUAAUGGGUGAGUGGUUCUACAUUAACCAAAAUGUUUUUACAUAUAAA
Molecule: messenger RNA, 3879 nt
Organism: Myodes glareolus (Bank vole)
Lineage: Eukaryota; Metazoa; Chordata; Mammalia; Rodentia; Cricetidae
Source: RefSeq, a predicted model, not a curated record